This is a messenger RNA of Prunus avium (sweet cherry), 2059 nucleotides long. It is a transcript of the gene PDK, whose product is annotated as pyruvate dehydrogenase kinase. The record is from RefSeq and is a predicted model, not a curated record. Lineage: Eukaryota; Viridiplantae; Streptophyta; Magnoliopsida; Rosales; Rosaceae. Gene Ontology annotation, biological process: regulation of glucose metabolic process; protein phosphorylation. Gene Ontology annotation, molecular function: pyruvate dehydrogenase (acetyl-transferring) kinase activity. Gene Ontology annotation, cellular component: mitochondrion.
AUACACAAAAUCCUAUUUCAAAAUUGAAAAAGUCUAUAUAUUUAUGAUAUUAUCCACUCUGCUUGUGCCGGAGUGAGCCAUCGUCACAAAUUGACAUGAGCUCUCUUUUGGUACAAAAAUGGGACCAUGGGCUAAUGGGCCCACCACCCACUCACAGUGUUGCCUCUACUUUUUUCACCUGAUCCAUCCAGGCCCAGUAAAAGCUCUCCAUAUCGGCUUUCCCGCGAACCCAAACGGUUAAAACCCUCUGCCCUGCAGGUGGAGAUAAGGGUUCAUGUCCACGUGUCAAAAAUCGGGCAUGUCAGUACAAAACGUGGCACGUGACGACUCUCAGAACCACACCACCCAUAGAUACACCAAGAAACCGAGAAUCCGAAACCAGGACCGGACAAAAACGAAGCCUCAAAAUCUCAAUUGGGGUGAUUGAUUGUUCUCAUGGUCCUCCCCUGGUUAAAAUAUAACCCUAGGGUUGAAAUUGAAAGCAAAAGACACCCAUUCGUCCUCUUUAUAUAUCGCGCAUUUUGUAUCUUGUAAUUUACAGAAAAAACUCAGAGAUUAGCUUUGGGGGCUUUGGCUUUGAUAUCUUCUAUGUCAGUGUUGCAUUGUCGUGAGAGUGAGAGCCAGGCUUGCAUGCGGGUGAUUGCGCAUUUCCAAGGUGAUACUCGCUUCUGGGCUCGCUGGUGGAGCCAUGGCGGUUAAGAAGGCCUGCGAGUCCUUCUCCAAGAGCUUGAUCAACGAGGUGCAGAGAUGGGGCUGUAUGAAGCAGACCGGCGUGAGCCUCAGGUACAUGAUGGAGUUUGGGUCCAGACCCACCCCGAGGAAUUUUAUAAUCUCCGCUCAGUUUCUUCACAAGGAGCUCCCCAUUAGGAUUGCUAGGCGAGCAAUUGAGCUCGAGGCCCUCCCUUAUGGCUUGUCUGAGAAACCUGCCGUUUUGAAGGUACGAGAUUGGUAUUUGGAUUCCUUCCGCGACCUUAGAUCCUUUCCUGAUAUUAAGGAUGCUAAUGAUGAGAAGGAAUUUACACAAAUGAUUAAGGCGAUUAAGGUAAGACACAAUAACGUGGUCCCAAUGAUGGCUUUGGGCGUUCAACAGUUGAAGAAAGGCAUAAAUCCGAGGAUUGUCUACGAGGAUCUUGAUGAGAUUCACCAAUUUUUGGAUCGCUUCUACAUGUCAAGAAUUGGAAUUCGCAUGCUCAUUGGCCAGCAUGUCGAGUUGCACAAUCCCAACCCCCCUCCUCAUGUUGUGGGUUAUAUACAUACAAAAAUGUCUCCUGUGGAGGUAGCACGAAAUGCUAGUGAGGAUGCCCGCGCAAUCUGCCAACGGGAGUAUGGCAGCGCACCUAAUGUUAAGAUCUAUGGGGAUCCUGAUUUUACAUUCCCGUAUGUUCCAACACACUUGCAUACUAUGGUCUUCGAGUUAGUUAAGAACUCCUUGCGUGCUGUCCAAGAGCGGUACAUGGACUCGGACAAAGUUGCACCUCGUGUUAGAAUAAUAGUUGCCGAUGGAAUUGAGGAUGUUACUAUCAAGGUCUCAGAUGAGGGGGGUGGCAUACCAAGAAGUGGACUCCCCAAAAUUUUUACAUAUCUUUACAGCACUGCAAGGAACCCUUUGGAUGAGCAUUCAGAAAUCUCUGAAGCUGAUGCAGUUACAAUGGCUGGGUAUGGAUAUGGGCUUCCUAUAAGUCGCUUGUAUGCUAGGUAUUUUGGAGGAGAUUUGCAAAUUAUCUCAAUGGAAGGAUAUGGGACUGACGCAUAUCUCCAUUUGUCUCGCUUGGGAGAUUCACAGGAGCCUUUGCCAUGAUGAAUCUGUGGUGUUUCUAUGUGAAUGAAUCGAUACAGUUGAAUUUUCAAACUAAUUCAGGGGAAUAUUAUAAGUUAAAAGUGUCAUAUUUUAUUGUAAAGGAGAUAAAUUUGCUGUCAAUUUUUUUAUUCUAAUGAAAAUUGGCAGUUUUCUUGUGUCUUUGUCUGUGUGAGUCAACCUCACCAGGGGAAGGAGGAUAUAAUAUAAUCAAGUCGUGUGGCGGUCUUAUGCGUAAAGACUGUUCUACCAACUCUUUCUACA